GUCUACCUAAAAUGGAGAUUUUCAGUGGGGAGUUGGUUUUGUGAUACGAGUAGCUGCAGGAAAGGGGUUAUUGUCCGCAGUCAACAGUGAAUAACCUCGUCCUAUACGGCUAUGCCUGGCCAUAUGAUGAGGCUAGGCUAGCGCUGCCCCGUUGGCUGGCGCGCGCUAGUACUAGCGUGAUCCUUCUGUUUUUAUAUAUCUUGAACGACAAUCCUUUCAUCCACAAUCAAAUCUUUCAACGAUACAUCCUCACGAUGAAGUCCACCCUCCUCGCCCUGGCUCUUACGAGCAUCGCGUCCGCUCAAAGCACAAUCUCUCUCUACAUUCCUGGAGCAGAGGAAUUUCAAGGGGGAAUCGCUGCGUCCAUCGUCAAAUCUGUAUGUUCUGUUUGGUUGGCAGAGCGAACUCGGUACUAACUCUAAAUUGAUAGGAUUCAGCAGCUGUGACCUACUCGAUGACUUGCGCAAGCGCAAAUGCAACAGGCGAAGCUUGCCCUUUCCCUCCCUCGCUCUUGUUGACCCAAGGACCAGCCAGUAAGUGACAGCAUCUUAUCUAGUAUGAUACAUAUAACCGUUCAUCACUUUGUCCCGUUCACGACUUGGGCCUGCCAAACUAUAUCGAUUACUGACCGUGAAAUUCGUCUAGCUUACCACAUCAACUUUCAAAGCACCCAAGCAAUUGACGGUAUCACAUUGACCGUUUCGGCCGAUGUGGCGUGCUCAAUCACAGAUUCGAAGAGCGGAGUCUGCUCCACGACCGCCCAAGGCAACUCGGGAACCUCGACUUAUUCAUCUGCCGAAACGACGGCCAUCACCGAUGCUCCUAAAGAGUUGUCCUUGACAGCAGUAACGCUUCUCAGCGGUUCUCCUACAUCAACUGGAGCCUCAUCUGGUGCUGCAAGUCAAACAGGAGUACCAACAACAUCUGCGUCGACCGGAAGUGCCCCAAAGAGUUCAGGAGCCAGUUCAACAGGUGGUUCUCCAGCAAGUGCCUCUUCUUCGAGCACUGCUGGCAUGCCAAUGAUUACUGGUAAUGCGCAAUGGGUACUUGGAGGUGCUGCGGCGGCCAUUGCUCUUGGUGCGAUGUAA
Hymenoscyphus albidus is the source of this 1088-nucleotide messenger RNA. The record is from the annotation of a GenBank genome assembly. NCBI's taxonomy places the organism in Eukaryota, Fungi, Ascomycota, Leotiomycetes, Helotiales, Helotiaceae.